AUGGAAAAGCCGUCAGAUGGUCUGAAUGAUGACCAGGCUGAGCAGCGCUCUUGUCUUAUAUGUGGAGACCGCGCCACAGGACUGCACUAUGGCAUUAUUUCAUGCGAGGGCUGCAAGGGUUUCUUCAAGCGCAGCAUCUGCAACAAGCGCGUGUAUCGAUGCAGCCGCGACAAAAACUGCGAGAUGUCCCGCAAACAGCGCAACCGCUGUCAAUACUGCCGCCUGCUCAAGUGCCUGCAGAUGGGUAUGAACCGCAAAGCAAUCCGAGAAGAUGGCAUGCCGGGAGGAAGAAACAAAAGCAUCGGCCCUGUACAGAUUUCCGAUGAGGAGAUCGAGCGGAUUAUGUCCGGACAGGAGUUUAAGGAUGAAGCGAACAUGCCGGAGCACACAUGGGGAAACAACGGCGACAGCGACCACAGUUCACCCGGCAAUGGAGUCUCUGAUGGGAAUCAGCCAUCGCCUGUGUCCACACUGUCAUCCAAUCGCUCUGUGGAGCUGAACGGCUACACCACAGCUCUGAGGGAGCAGUAUAUCGGCAAUGCGAUGGCUCAACACUACCAGUUUCUGCCUCAUCUGUUCGGAUACGCAGCACAGCCGCGGAGUCUGUACCCGCAGAGCCACACACUCAUCAGCCAGCUGGUGGCAGCAGAGGAUCUGGCGCCCCUGGGCACACCCAUGCUCAUUGAGGAUGGGUAUCGCGUGACUCAGGUGGAGUUGUUUGCUCUGCUGUGUCGUCUGGCAGAUGAGCUGCUCUUCAGGCAGAUCUCCUGGAUAAAGAAGCUGCCGUUCUUCUGUGAUCUCUCCAUCGAGGACUACACACGACUCCUGAGCGCCACCUGGCAGGAGCUCAUCCUGCUGGCCUGUCUGACCGUCUACAGCGCUCAGGUGCUCGGAGACCUGGCCAACGUCACACACAAAUACACACCGUCAGACGACGAGCUGCACAGUUUCAGUGAGGACGGGAUGGAGGUGAUGGAGAAGCUGAUCUAUCUCUUCCGCAAGUUUCAUCAGAUGAAGGUCAGCAAUGAGGAGUACGCCUGCAUGAAGGCCAUUAACUUCCUUAACCAAGAUAUCCGUGGACUGACCAAUGUGACGCAGCUGGAGCAGUUGAACAAGCGUUAUUGGUACGUUUGUCAGGAUUACACGGAGUACAAGUACCCUCACCAGCCCAAACGCUUCCCUGAGAUCAUGAUGUGUCUGCCAGAGAUACGCUGCAUUGCAGGGAAGCUGGUGAACAUCCCUCUGGAGCAGCUCCCUCUGCUCUUCAAGGCAGUAUUGCACUCCUGUAAGUCCAGUCUGAGCAGCUACAGGACAAGCUCCUCCCCUUGCGUGACGAAGGGUGCCGCUCCUGCCAACUAG
Molecule: messenger RNA, 1359 nt
Organism: Danio aesculapii
Lineage: Eukaryota; Metazoa; Chordata; Actinopteri; Cypriniformes; Danionidae
Gene: nr6a1a
Product: nuclear receptor subfamily 6, group A, member 1a
Exons: 10
Coding region: 1-1359 (452 amino acids)
Biological process (GO): regulation of DNA-templated transcription
Molecular function (GO): sequence-specific DNA binding; DNA-binding transcription factor activity; zinc ion binding
Source: RefSeq, a predicted model, not a curated record